CUCUCUUCCUCAUCUCUCUCUCCCUCAUCUCUUUUCUAUAUAUUCAUUCCUCUCUUCUUCCUCAUCCUUUAUUAUUAUUCCUCCACACCCUAAACAAAACAACAAAAUUUGAGUUUUUAUUAUUCCUUAUUAGAUAUAAAAACAAAACAAAUACAUAAAGUGAAACAUUAUGAAGAAUUACUGUUCAAAAGGGUCCUCAAAAAUCAUCGUGUUUGUCCCAUAUCCAGCUCAAGGUCACGUAACUCCCAUGCUAAAGCUAGCGACGGCCUUUCUUAAACUCGACCAAGGGCUUCGCCCGGUGUUCGUCACGCCCCGAUUCAUCCACGACCAAAUCAUUUCUCGUCAGAGAUUCACAAACGACCACCAAACCAACAGCAUCGAAUUCGUUCCUAUACCCGAUGGCAUCGACGAAUCCGUGCCCAGAGAUUUCUUCUCCCUUGAAGCGGCCAUGGAGAAAGUGAUGCCUGCCCACUUGGAGAGGCUUGUUCGUGACCAAGGUGGGGGUGUAGUGGUGUGUAUGAUGGUCGACUUGUUAGCUUCUUGGGCUAUUGAAGUGGCCAACCGUUGUGGUGUUAGGGUCGCCGGAUUUUGGCCUGCCAUGCUCGCUACUUACCGGUUGAUCGUUGCUAUACCGGACAUGGUCCGCUCUGGCCUUAUCUCUGAUACAGGAAGCCCACAACAUCUGGGCCCAGUUCGCUCUCUUCCGAAUCAACCCAUGUUAUCGACCGAAGAGCUGCCAUGGCUAAUCGGGACUGUAGCUGCAAGAAAGGCAAGGUUCAAGUUCUGGACCAGAACUCUAGCUCGAUCAAGAACUCUCAAAUUGGUGCUCGCCAAUUCCAUUCCAGACGAAGAACCCCUCAACGACGAGAAACCCAAUCAAGAGCUUCCUGUGGUUCUCCCAAUUGGUCCUUUGUGCAAAAAUUCAACGACGAAAAACCCAAGUUUCUGGGAAGAAGAUAAUAGCUGCCUCGAUUGGCUAGACAAACAGAAGCCCAAUUCGGUAAUUUACAUCUCUUUCGGGAGUUGGGUGAGUCCCAUUGGGGAAUCAAAGGUGAGGACCUUGGCUAUGGCGUUGGAGUCGUUGGGGCAUUUCUUCAUAUGGGUUCUGGGAAAUUCGUGGACAGCAGGGUUACCAGUUGGGUUCGAGGAGAGAAUAUCGAAUAGGGGUAAAAUCGUCUCUUGGGCUCCUCAAAUGGAGGUUUUGAAGCACAGAGCGGUGGGUUUUUAUCUGACGCACUGCGGUUGGAACUCGACAAUGGAGGCCAUACAGUCCCAGAAGCGGUUGCUCUGUUACCCAAUCGCCGGGGACCAAUUCGUGAACUGUAAUUACAUUGUGAAAGUUUGGAGAAUCGGGGUGAGGAUUAAUGGGGUUGGGCUGAAAGACGUGGAGGAAGGGUUGAGGAAGAUAGUGGAGGAUAAGGAGAUGGGAAUGAGGUUGAAGAAGAUGUAUGAGAGGACCAUGGGAGAUGAGGCUUGUAACAGAGCCACAUCUAAUCUCAGAUCGAUUGGGGAUUUUCUCGGGAAACAAACGCUACUUGGGUCUUCGUUUGUUAAUGAAACUAGUUUCUAAAUUUUAGCUGUUUUUUUUCCUCUCCAAAAAGUGUAUUCUCCAAGAAAUAUUCCCUCCAAAAGGUUUGAAGCAUUCAAAGCUUCAUUGUACACUGGCCCAUGGCGUUUUGGUGAUAUUCCACAAUUAUUCUUGAAAACUCUGGUGCAAAGCUUGAACGAAGUUCAAGCUAAGUCUCAAGGGGAGCUUGAGUAGUAGUUGGAAGGAGUCCAGAAAGAACACAAUACCAGUGGGAGGCUGGUUGCUUGAAGAUCUUCACAAAAAUAUGGAGUUAUUUGUUGUUUGUAAAACAAAUUAAAAGGGAGUUUUAAAUUGAUUUACUGUUUUGUAACUUGUAUCAACUCUGAGUAUUUUUAGUGAAUUUGCUUCACCUC
This is a messenger RNA of Humulus lupulus (European hop), 1941 nucleotides long. Its product is annotated as UDP-glycosyltransferase 82A1. The transcript has 3 exons. Lineage: Eukaryota; Viridiplantae; Streptophyta; Magnoliopsida; Rosales; Cannabaceae. Gene Ontology annotation, molecular function: UDP-glycosyltransferase activity. The record is from RefSeq and is a predicted model, not a curated record. The coding region runs from base 170 to 1570 and encodes 466 amino acids.